UUUUGGCGUUGGGCUCUCGCGCGCGCCGCCCCGCCCUGCCCUCUCGCCAGAUUCUGCAUCCUACACGGAAGUCAUCAUGGGCUUUUUCCAACUCCUGAUGAAAAAGAAGGAACUUAUUCCUUUAGUGGCCAUCAUGACCUUCGCGGCCGGUGGAGCCUCAGCGUUCGCCCUGUAUUCCUUCAAGAAAACCGACGUGAUUGUUGAUCGAAAAAGAAAUCCGGAACCCUGGGAGACUGUGGAUCCAAGUGUACCUCAGAAGCUUGUGACAAUCAACCAACAAUGGAAACCCAUUGAAGAGUUGCAGAAGGUCCGAAAGGCGACCAAAUGACCACUCUUUGCCUCUUUCUUCCUAAGACUACUCUAUGAAUCUGGUGGAAACAUUUCUGCACAGACUAGAUUAUGGAUGGCAGUGUGCGGAAAUGCUUCUGCUACAUUUUUAGGGUUUGACUGCAUUUUCUGGACUCUGGAUAAAGCAUUCAAGGUAGUGCAGUAAUAACCAACUAGUACAAAAAUAAGUUUCUGUGUUUAUUAUUAUAAUUUUG
This is a messenger RNA of Lepus europaeus (European hare), 542 nucleotides long. It is a transcript of the gene COXFA4L3, whose product is annotated as chromosome 11 C15orf48 homolog. The transcript is spliced from 5 exons. Bases 77 to 328 code for a protein of 83 amino acids. NCBI's taxonomy places the organism in Eukaryota, Metazoa, Chordata, Mammalia, Lagomorpha, Leporidae. The record is from RefSeq and is a predicted model, not a curated record.